AUGAUCGAUGCGGCGUGCAAUUAUUUGAAUCUAAAUCCGUACGCGCAUCAGCAGCAGCAGCAACAGCAAGCGCAACAGCAGCAGCAGCUCACCAUGCAGCAGCAGCAACAGCAACAGCACCUGCACAUGCAGCAUCAUCACCAUCAUCACCAGCAGCAACAGCAGCAGCAACAUCAUCUCCACUUGCAGCAACAUCACAUGCAGCAGCAGCAACAGCAGCAGCAACAGCAGCAGCAGCAGCAAGCACAGGAGCAGUCACAGCAGCCCCCUCAGCCACAUGACUUCCUCAGCGCCGCCCUGCUCUCCGCCCCACCAUCCCUCUCCGGCAGCAGCUCCAGCAGCAGUUCCGGCAGCUCUCCGCUUUAUGGCUCCGGAUCCGCAUCCGCAGUGGCCCCGGGCAAGGCUCCCAUGAAGCUGGAAUUAACCUAUCCGCAGGCUUCCUCCACGGGCACUGCCUCACCCAACUCCAGCAUUCAGUCGGCGCCCUCAUCCGCCUCCGUUUCGCCCAGCAUCUUCCCCUCGCCCGCGCAAUCCUUUGCCUCCAUUUCCGCCAGUCCCACGACACCCACAACGUCCGCCAUGGCGGCACCAACGGGAGCGGGUUCAGGUGCGGGCGCAAGUGGACCGGUGGCCACUUCAUCCUCAUCAUCAUCCGCGUCAUCCUCAUCCUCGGCCUCAUCGCCCACGUCCGCUGCAUCGGCAGCAGCGGCGGCGGCAGCAGCAGCAGCGGCAGCAGCGGAUUUGGGAGCAGCAGCGGUGGCCAGUGCCGCCUAUGGAUGGAAUACCGCAUACUCUGGACUAGGACCGGCAAGAAGCCAGUUCCCAUACGCUCAAUAUGCCUCCGAUUAUUAUGGCAAUGCCGUGGGCAUGUCCUCCUCCGCCGCCUGGUUCUCCCACCAGGAGCGUUUGUACCAGCCCUGGAGUUCGCAGAGUUAUCCGGGCUUCAAUUUCGAUGACAUUGCCUUCCAGACGCAAUUGCAGCGCCGGUCUGUGCGUUGCACAUGCCCCAAUUGCACCAACGAGAUGAGCGGCCUGCCCCCGAUUGUGGGUCCCGAUGAGCGGGGUCGGAAGCAGCACAUUUGCCACAUUCCCGGCUGCGAACGGUUGUACGGAAAGGCCUCGCACUUGAAGACUCACCUGCGGUGGCACACGGGCGAGCGACCGUUCCUCUGCCUCACCUGUGGCAAGCGAUUCUCCCGCUCCGAUGAGCUGCAGCGGCACGGAAGGACGCACACCAACUACCGGCCCUAUGCCUGUCCCAUCUGCUCCAAGAAGUUCUCCCGCAGCGAUCACCUGAGCAAGCACAAGAAGACCCAUUUCAAGGAUAAGAAGAGCAAGAAGGCCCUGGCGGCGGAGGCCAAGGAGCAGGCAGCGGCGGCCAUCAAGCAGGAGAAGAAGGAUAAGAAAUCCAGUAAAUCGCUGGCUCCCUCACCCAUUGAGUUCAAGCAGGAGCAGCCGGAGCAAGUUGCUCCUCUGGUCAACUACACACCAUAUGCCAAUCUCUAUCAGCAGGCGGCAGCGGCGGCGAAUCCACCGCCACCGCCACCACCGCUCUUCCAGCAGCAACAGCAACAGCAGCAACAGCAGCAGCAACAGCAGCAGCAGCAGCAGCAGGCUGCCCAGCAAAUUUCCAGCUAUGAACCAUGGAGCAGCCGUGCCAUACAGCCAGUCACUACCUCAGCGAAUUCCUCCGGCGUGUCCUCCAGCGCCACAGCAGCAGCCGCUGUAACCCGCUCCAGUUCCGGAUCAGCUUCCUCACCCUCGGCAUCCGCCACCGUGCUGGCCCAGCAUCAUUAUGCCGCUCUGGCCAUGCAAAGUGAAUCCCAACUGGCGGCGGAAUACGGUCUGACCAUGAGCGGUCUGGCCAGUGGAGCGAGUCAGGACUCUAGCUCCAGUUGCCACAUGAAAUCCGAAUAUGCGGCAAGUUAUCCGCCGGAGUUUGGUGCAAGUACCGCCGGCUACGGGUAUCCGCAUCCGCAUCCGCAUCAUCACAAUGCCUGGGCAGCGGCCUAUCAUCCGCAUGCCACCGCCUAG
Messenger RNA from Drosophila serrata, 2034 nucleotides. It is a transcript of the gene btd, whose product is annotated as buttonhead. Gene Ontology annotation, molecular function: DNA-binding transcription factor activity, RNA polymerase II-specific; RNA polymerase II cis-regulatory region sequence-specific DNA binding. Gene Ontology annotation, biological process: regulation of transcription by RNA polymerase II. NCBI's taxonomy places the organism in Eukaryota, Metazoa, Arthropoda, Insecta, Diptera, Drosophilidae. The record is from RefSeq and is a predicted model, not a curated record.